UUGAAGUAAUAGAAAAGCAAUGUGACAACGAUGAAUCGCCUAACUGCAAAGCUAACUUCUCACUGCUCUUCAAAAUUCCCAAUUCCAAAUCAAGAACCCAAACCCUAGGCUAGACCCCCCCUCUACUCGGAAUCCUGUAUGUGUGUGUGUAUGUGUUGCCACAAUUUGAUCCGUACUAAUGGCCUUAAUCGGGGACGCCUUGCGGCAGGCCUUCAUGCCCAAGCACGAAUACCAGACCCUCCGCGAGGAAGACAAGGCAUGGAACAAGCUGCAGAAGCCAUUGAUUUCCCUCGCCCUAACCCUGCUUUCGCUCGCUGUUCUCGCCUCCACUGCGAUUAGUUUGAAAAUAGUGUUCCCAAGCGACAGCUUGCGGCGGCCGUUCUGCCGUGAUUUCAGGAUUCAGCCUCUCUCGAUUAAUUUCACCACCUCUUCGGCGGCGGCGGCGGCGGCGAGUGAGGGACGCGAGCGGGAGUCGGAUCUUUUGACCGGCGGCUUUGUUUUGACGGAUCAGGAGACGGUGGAUUACUACUGGAUGGUGGUGUUUCUUCCCUCGGCUCUGAUUUUUGCGGUUUCCGCCGUAUAUUUGGUCGCCGGCAUUACCGUUGCUUAUACUGCUCCAGUUCGACAUGGAUGUUUAAAGGUGGUUGAAAACAAUUACUGUGCUUCCAGAAGAGGUGGCGUCCGCUGUCUGUCUAUAUUGAACAUUGCAUUUGCCGUCAUAUUUGGUCUUCUUGCACUCUUUCUUGGUUCGACACUUCUCACACUAGGCAGCAGCUGCUCCUUGCCCCUAUUUUGGUGCUACGAAAUCUCGUCAUGGUGUUUGGUCAUUCUACAUGGAGGGGUUGCUUUCUUCCUCAGAAGACGAGCAGCCACAAUACUUGACGAAAGUGACUUUAUGGGGAGGAAUUUUGGUGUAGAGAUGCUCGAAACAAGCCCGCCCGAGUUCCCACCAGAUACGGAGAGGCGUGUCAAUGAAGGCUUCAAAGCAUGGAUGGGCCCAUCUUUUCUAUCUUCCGACGAGGAAGAUGAUGAACCUGACGAUUACAUAGAAGUUCCCGACUCAAGCCAAUCAAACUCAGCCCGGCAAAGAUUAUGA
Molecule: messenger RNA, 1096 nt
Organism: Andrographis paniculata
Lineage: Eukaryota; Viridiplantae; Streptophyta; Magnoliopsida; Lamiales; Acanthaceae
Exons: 3
Coding region: 179-1096 (305 amino acids)
Source: RefSeq, a predicted model, not a curated record